Molecule: messenger RNA, 705 nt
Organism: Rotaria sp. Silwood1
Lineage: Eukaryota; Metazoa; Rotifera; Eurotatoria; Philodinida; Philodinidae
Source: the annotation of a GenBank genome assembly
AUGGCCAUUACUAUACUUUAUAAACGUCGUGAGGAUCCGGCAUCAAUUGAUCCAGCAAUAAUCGAUAAUUUACUGUAUGGUGAUGAAGGACAUCCUCAAAUACCAGUAUCAUUAAAUCGUCUUUAUAUGUCUUUUCAUUAUUUAUCAUUAACGGACUUUCAACUCGUCCUAAAAUUAUUUCCCAAUCUAAGACAUUUAACAUUUUCAACAUCGACUUUCGAUUUGAACUUUGCUUCGUCAACAAUAUGGCACGAGUUUAUUUCCACAAAUCUAACAAAAUUAGAAAAAUUUCAAUUCUACAUACGAAUCACCGGCUCCGCUAUUCAACAAUGUCCAUCACCUGAACUUGUUCAUUCAUACAACAGCAAUCAUUACAAAUGGAUAGACGGUCCUGUCAUUAUGGAUUACAAUCAUGUUUUAGAGCCGCCAACAUUAGAAGUUUAUACCUAUUCACAGCCCGCACAUAAUAGAAAAAAUGCUGUAGAAUUUUAUGGAAAGCAACGAUAUAUGAAAACAACAAGCAAUACGAUUGAUGUCGAUAAAAAUAUAACAAAAUUAAAAAUUACAUUACAUGAUAAUGUUGAACAACUAGUAUUGACGAAUCAAAGCAGGACAAUUUAUCCAAACGUAACAAUAAUAACAAUCCAUUCACAAAUGACAACAAGACCAAAAGAAAACGAUCCUAUAAGCAGGUGUGAUAAAUAA